CAUGUCAUGGCCGUCGAGCUCCUAGCCGUGGUCUCUUGCCCUUUGGUCCCUAAUCAUUUUGUUAGUUUGAGCAUACCCUGCCCGCUCAGGGCAAGUUCCCACAACGCAGCGUUUCCACUCUGUCUUGAAGAGUCUUUGACUGUUAAAUUACGACCCCGAUGCGUCAAGAUGCGGUCCGGCAAAGAGCAACUCGGCGGCCGGCGCUUGAUGAUGUGCGUAUAAGCAAGCGGGUGGGCGUGUGCGGGCGUGUGCGUGUGCUUUCACUUUCCACCAGUCACUCUUCCUCUCUCCACUCAUACCGAAGCUGCUUAGCCCUCUUUUUUUCUCUUUCCUUUCUCUCCUCCAUCUUCUAUCGAGGAUCAUCGACUAUCUUCUCCUCUUUCUAUUGUUUGGGCUUCCCUCCUAUUCGUUCAUUAAACAGCCUUGGUCCCUGAAGCCGUUGGUCUCGUGCCAUAGCUCCCUGAAGUCUGCAAGCUACCCUCGUCCCAUUUGCCUCAGUUGUCAAUGGUAAGCUAGCUUGAACAGGACGACCAACGACACAAGAACAGGACGAAAUAUAUCCUUGACUGAGGGAGGGUACUGUUCGACACAUUCCUUUUUCUAAACUAAAAGGGCGGCUCUGCUUGGAGACUCCAAUCAUCGAUGUCAACAAGAACCUAGACGUACCCGUUGAGUUGUGAAUAACAAGAGUGAUUCACAGGACAAUACACCACGCUGGCUGGUACCUGCGUCUUGAGCUGUUAUCCUUUGAUGCAUCCUUACUCACUACUCCGUCUUUUACAACAGCUUCGCUGAGCUUAAAGCUCCAAUCUCUCUCGCAGUUUUUCACUUCACCGCGGAACUUUCCAUAUCUGGGCCUUCUGUCCUUCAUCUCGGCCCAAUCCAUUCACAUCGAUUCAACGUCUCUAGUCGUCUCUUGUCAGCCUUGGGUCUUCUCCACUUCUCACACAAACUUCCUACUAACUCGCACUCGUUGACAGCUCUUUUCUGCGCGUGCCCCCCAUGUGUGCUAUGUGGAAGAGCCAUCCAUGACUGGUUCCAAAUGAACUUGGGCCUGCUUGUCAACUGGUUUCAUCAGCCCCGCUCAUCUCGACCUGGAGCUGGCCGACAUCUCCAGCUCGCCGCCCGUCACCUCUGGCCAUCUUAUACAAAGCUUGCAUAUCCACAACCCAAAUUGUACGCCGCUUCUUUCUGUUCCCCUCUUCUUCCUUCUUUGAUAUCAUUUGCUUUAUAUUCCUGUCGCCUGUUUCUUCUCCCUUUUAUAACUCCAGUCCCUAGUUGAGACUUGUAUUAGAAGAUCCACGAGACGGUUACAGCCCAAACAACAAUAUUUUUUUUGGCAACCCUUUCUUUUCGAUGUUGUCGUUUUGCUCCCUGAUUUGCUUGAUCACUUGAUCUGGUUGAACCGUCCUGCCAGAACUACCCAGAUCUUCAAGCGUGAAGUGCAAUCUUGUUGUAAAACAUCGUUACCCACGUCCCCUGCCCAGCACUCAGUCGACUGUUUCUUAUCUGUUAAAAAAAAAAAAAAGUCAAUUUCAGCAAGCCCCAGCCUCCCAACAAUACAUGCGCCUUUCAUAUCCACGCAUCUCCUCUUGCCGUACAAAUGUCCCCACUGGUGUAGCCCAGCUACCAUACAACGAUGCUUACCGUCAAGCAGCCACCAACUUACGGCUACAAGUCCGUCCAUGAUCUCCCGACUCCGCCUUCAACCUCUCGACCUUCUCCCCCCUUGAUAUAUCGAGAACCAGCAAACAAUUCUCUGCCUGUCGCCUAUCGGGGACACAGUCCACCAUCACAGCCCAUGUCGGCUCCUCAUCGUGGCCUGCCUCCGCCGGCGGCCAUGACUCUUCCUCCCCAGCAGCCCCCAGCAGCUGGUGCUCCUCCAUCUACUCAUCUCCCACCCCAUCCGCCUCCUCCGCCUCCGCCACAGCCAUCUUUGGGCCCUCCUGGUCACCAGCAGAGAGAUUCAUGGGGCCAACUACCUGCUCCACCUCAGCAAUGGCAAGGAGCAGAGGAAUCCAUGAGACAUUGGCUGCAGGCGAGGGCGGAAGAGGAUAAGAGAAAGCAGGAGGAAGAGCGGACGAAGCAGGAGGAAGCGCGGACGAGACAGGAGAGCUUGCGUCUAGAGCAGCGCAAAGUUGAAAUGGAUAUGCUGCGGACGUCGCUUCAGGCAGGUAUACCUCCUCCCAUGGUUCCUUUGGUAUUUGCAGGCAUGGGUGGCGGAGGAGUCGCGCCACAAGCCGCCCUGGAAUGGGCUCAGCAGUUUAUGCCUCCUGGACAGGCUCCUCCUCGUGCCCAGAUUAUGCCCGCACAGUGGCCUGUGUCGCCUGAACACCAGCGAGAACCCCAAACACUGUCGCAUACCCACGCACAGCACCCGGGCAUUCCAUCUGCAUCGACUCCAGCAGCCGGAUAUGUGUAUCCGCCAUCACCAUCAAGGCCUCGAAGCCAGACAGUGAGUGGUGCUAUAGGACGGCCCAUGGGCAUAUCGACAUUACCGAGCCUCAACACCAACGUACCACAGCCCGCACACGCUCCUCCUCCGAUGCACUCGCAUCAACAUCCGCAUAUGCAGCAAGCGCAGCAACAGCAGCAAGAACCCCAGUCAAGUCCUUCGAUAUACUUUCACCACUGGCAGCCACCAACAUCGCAAGCUAGCGGAAGCUCGAACCGACCCGGAAGUCCUUCUGGGGAAACUCCCAGAAAGCGCAAAGCAACAGGGCAUCAUGCCCCUUCCCCCGCCCGCAGUGAGCAGCGAUAUCGAUCACCUCCGCCUCUUAGUCAAAGCGGCUCGUCGAGCGCAGCUUUUCGUGGAUCGCGACGUGGUCACUCACGACAAAGAAGUGACAUGUCACCCUUCAGGGUCAUCGGGCCGGGACGGUCUCGCAGAGAGAGUUUUGGCGGACCCUUGCGCCGAAUGUCACCGAUACGCAGCUCAACGUCUAUACCCUCGCAAGAAAGACCCGGCAGCGAGAACAAACAGUCGGUAUCAGCUAUAUUGUCAGAGGAGCCACCGCCUGGCACACGGUAUCCAGGGCCCCGUCGCCCGAGCGAAGAGCGAGAAAACCGCUACAAGCAGCCAUCACCCGGAGAUUCAAAGCCGCAUCGGAGUAUCGAGGAAACCUCAAAAUCGCGAGAAAAUUCAGGGGAAGGACAAAGCGCUUGAUGGUAGUGCACCCUAGACGCGGUUUCGUCGAUCGGCUCUGACGCUUGUGCGCCACAUGCAGUCAUUUCACGUCUAAGCGUGGCUGUCAUUUAAUUUACGAUAAUCCACAAAUCACACACGAAAACAUGAAAGAGUAAUUUAUUUGCCCAGCCGGAAUGAUCAACAAUCUCUGGCGUAUUAGUAGGCAUACUCCAAUCAACACUCUGUACUACCUAUCGAAGCAAAUAUGCAUCGGGCCGGUUGAGCGGCUUUUCCUCAUGGUUACUACUAAAAUUUCGGACUCAGACUCAUUCAAGCUGGUCCCUUGACUUUACAUCAGUCUUUUAGAAGUUGGCGCCGCAACUUUGUUUUAAAUAUAUGUUCUCGUUGAGCUGCACUGGAGAGGGCAAGGGUUGGCUAAAGGUUAGGGGCACGGUACAAAAUGGAGUUUUUGACUUUGAUUUUCGGUUCAGUCUAUUGGGAGGAGUCCACAGCAUCAAGGAACAGCAUUGGGUAUAGCGGGCUCGGGCUCGGGCUCGGGCUCGGGCUCGGGCUGAGGGUCGAUGGGACGAGGGAAAGAGAAACAUUGGGGAUAUUUCUUGUUCUACGGACAGCUAUAGACACCCUAUGGACUUAGAUUGAGGGGGUUGAAGUUUCGCAGCUUCAGGCAAUGCAUUACUGACAUCCUCAAGGAAGUCAAUUUGAGCGUCAUCAAACAGACUCGGAGCGAAAUGAACAAAAACAAUUGUCGCCGACCGAGGAAUGGAGAACACUCUCGCCCUUGUUUAUUUUGAAUGUUAAGCCACAUUUUAAGAAGCUCGGGCACAUACAAGAAGAGCAGCCUCAGUCUACUAGAAGCCUCACAGCCUAUUUCUCAAAGUAGUUCCCAGGAACACCCCAAAACAGAGUUGCGGUUACUGAACGCCCAUAGCACUAGCAGCACAUAGCUUAUUCUGAGGAGCC
Molecule: messenger RNA, 4108 nt
Organism: Fusarium odoratissimum NRRL 54006
Lineage: Eukaryota; Fungi; Ascomycota; Sordariomycetes; Hypocreales; Nectriaceae
Exons: 2
Coding region: 1640-3166 (508 amino acids)
Source: RefSeq, a predicted model, not a curated record